Letharia columbiana is the source of this 1149-nucleotide messenger RNA. RefSeq lists its product as uncharacterized. The record is from RefSeq and is a predicted model, not a curated record. The coding region runs from base 1 to 1149 and encodes 382 amino acids. NCBI's taxonomy places the organism in Eukaryota, Fungi, Ascomycota, Lecanoromycetes, Lecanorales, Parmeliaceae. The transcript has 2 exons.
AUGCCUCGCUCUUCCGGCUUCAACAGUCAGUCCCAACCUACCGUGAAUACCGUCAAGAAAAUGUCGCUCUCCUCCGUCCUUCAAAAGGGGAAAGCCUUCCUCACCCCCCGUACCUCCACCGACUCCAUACCCAAAGUCACGGCCUUCAUCUUCCCUAAGGUGGACCCGGCGAUCGAUGGUGAAGAUUGCGACCACGACUGCGAGACAUGCGAGGUCCAAUAUCCGAAAGGAUUCAAAAUUGACGAGGAAGAGAAGUUAUACGGACACGUAAAUGGGUUCGCUACACACAUGCUUGUGGCCACCGGGAAGACGGAUUGGGUAAAGGAUGUGAGUGAUGAGAAGGGGAGUGUGAUGGAAGCGGUUAGGGAUUGUAAGGUUGAGCCUAGUAACGGGAAACUGAUGCUCUCCGCCUCCAACUUGCCCCUUCCCUCCCACGAGCCCUACCCGCCACAGCACCGUCCUACAACCGUCCUCCUCCUCCCCGCCUUCACCUUUAUCGAUAACGUCACCCCCGCUACAGUGCCUCGGCUCAUCAACAACCACGUAUCUCCCGCUCCUACAACAUCCAUGCCUCUGAACCACUCAACCCUUCCUUCUCGAGGCUCCCGCGAAGCGCCCUUCCAAACCCGCCCAUGUCCCCACAAAUACCUUAUCCUAAUGUGCUCCCAACGCACUCGAGACGCACGAUGCGGGCAAUCUGCGCCCUUGCUAAAGCGAGAGUUUGAACGGCACCUCCGGCCUUUGGGACUGUAUCGAGAUAUGUAUGAUGAGAGACCAGGAGGGGUCGGCAUAUACUUCAUUAGCCAUGUCGGAGGGCACAAAUUCUCGGCCAAUGUCAUGAUCUACCGACGUGCGGACGCAGUCGGUAAGAGAAGAGAGGUUCCUGAUGAAAUCGGAAAUGUGAACGGAGAAAUAGAAGACGGUGGCCAGGAAACUGGCACAGAGAAAGAAGAGGACACAGCCGGGGAGGAGGAGAAAGCUAAGGGAUGGGAGGAGGAAGAGGGAGCUCAGUGCAUCUGGCUUGCGAGAGUGCGGCCAGAGGACUGUGAAGGUAUAAUCAAAUAUACCGUCUUGCAGGGCAAGGUUGUAAAGCCGGAGAGACAGCUGAGAGGUGGGUUUGAUCGGGCCAAGGGGCUCACGAGCUGGUAA